Eucalyptus grandis is the source of this 2116-nucleotide messenger RNA. Its product is annotated as peptide chain release factor PrfB2, chloroplastic. Gene Ontology annotation, cellular component: cytoplasm. The record is from RefSeq and is a predicted model, not a curated record. Gene Ontology annotation, biological process: translational termination. The transcript is spliced from 7 exons. Gene Ontology annotation, molecular function: translation release factor activity, codon specific. NCBI's taxonomy places the organism in Eukaryota, Viridiplantae, Streptophyta, Magnoliopsida, Myrtales, Myrtaceae. Bases 110 to 1603 code for a protein of 497 amino acids.
GCUAUUUCCAGUUCGGUCCCUCCCCACCAUAAACCCUACAAUCUCAAAACCCCCAAAAACACGAACAGAGUUAAGCUGAAUUCCAUCUUCUCCUUUUGAUGCAAAAAACAUGACUGUGAUUUUCCUGAGAAGAUCGCGCAUCGGAUCUUCUCCGCAUCCUCCGAAUCCCGCAUCGCGAGCCUUCUCCCUCCGCUCCCUGUUCAGUCUCGCCGCCCCGUCGGAAUCCCGAGUCCAAGCUCCGAAACCCUCUCGCUUUCGCGGCUCCGAUGGCUCCGCCGGCGGCUCCGUCGCCGGUUCCGGUGCGCCGGUCGGGGCGAGCUGGGUGCGCCGUUUGGAGGAGGCGCUGGGGAGAAGCGGCUGUCCGGCGCGUUUCGGGGGCUUGCGGUCGUUCGCUGCUCGAGCCGCCGCCGCCGAGGAGCCCGCGACCUCCGACGGCCUGACGGUGGAGGGGAUCCUUUCCAGCCAGUGGACGAUCCUCGACGAGAGCGAGGGCGAUUGGAAGAGCCAUGCCGCCGCGAUCGCGCAGUCCAUAAGCUUGAUCAAGCGGCGCUUGCAGUGGAAGAGCUUGUUAGUGAGGUUGGAGCUGUUGUCUACACAAUUGAAUAAGCCAGACCUUUGGGAUGAUCCUCAACAUGCUGGAAAAAUAAGCCGUGAGCAUGGUAGACUCAUGGCUAAGAUGAGGGAGGUGAUGGGAUUUGAACAGGAGUUGCUUGAGCAUAUUGACAUGAUAAAGCUUGCUCGGGAAGAGAGUGAUGCUGACUUGGAAUUGGAAUCAUUGCAAGCUUUGCUAAGGAUGAGAAGAUUUUCAAAAGAGAAAGAGCUUGAAGCUUUGUUAGCUGGAGAGCAUGAUUCUUGCUCCUGUUUUGUAGAGGUGCAAGCUGGGGCCGGGGGCACUGAGAGCAUGGAUUGGGCUGCGAUGGUCAUGAAUAUGUACAAAAUGUGGGCUCAACGCCGAGGAUAUGGAGUAACAGUGGUGGAUGAAAUGCCUGGUGAGAUUGCUGGAAUCAAGCGAGCAACAAUUAAAGUGGAUGGUGAAUAUGCAUUUGGAUAUGCCAAAGCUGAAGUAGGUGUGCACAGGUUGGUACGAAUCUCACCAUUUGACAGUAACAAACGGCGACAUACUUCAUUUGCUGCUGUUGCUGUAAUUCCGAUCUUCGGUGAGGAUUUUUCCCAUGUGCAAAUAAAUGAAUCCGAUCUCCGAAUUGAGAGAUUUCGAUCUGGAGGAGCUGGUGGGCAGUCUGUUAACACAACUGACAGUGCUGUGAGAAUCGUUCACAUUCCCACUGGAGUAACUGCAACUUGCCAAAAUGAGAGAUCACAACAUCAAAACAAGGCUUCAGCCAUGGCGGUGCUCCAGUCUCGGUUAGACCAGCUUGAGAUGGCUCGACAGGCUCAGAUGAAUGCACAACAUACACAAUCUCUUACAGAGAUAAGUUGGGGCAACCAAAUUCGUUCCUAUGUCCUUCACCCUUACCGGAUGGUCAAGGAUCUGCGGACUAACUACGAGGUUUCUGACCCUGAUUCCGUCCUAGAGGGAGAUCUUGAUGGGUUCAUCUUGAGCUACUUGUCAGAUUUGAUGGACAAAGAUGAAGCCAGCUCAUAGAUCUAUCCAAUUUGUUCCGCACGAACUUCGGUCCUAAAGCAGAAAUGACUACAUCCUGCAUCCCUAGCGGGGACAGAUUUAUGAUUGGCACAAGGGAGUGCGAAAAUGGGCCUCAGCUGCAUCGUUAAGUCGUGGUACAUACUGAAAGAGUCUAGCUUCUUAUACAUUUAUCUUCGGACAACUAAAUUAUUCAUCAAUAGUCAAAAUAGUCGAAGCAGUUCUCGACUCGGAAGAGCAGAUUAGCAUUUAUUUUUCCCCAGUACUGCCAGCAAAUGGGUGAAGAAAAGUAUCAGAAUCGGACUCUACAUAUGAUCUCACCACACAGCUGGGUUGAUGAAGUGAUGAAGAUACAUUAGGCGCCUUUUCUUAGAGCAGGAGGAUUCUUUCCUUCUUCUUCUUCCUCCUCUUUUCCAUUUUUGCGUUGCAGAACCUCUCUUUUUAAGUAAGUGGAUAUCCGUGAAUGACUGUAAUUUAGAAUUCAUUAAUAAAAUUUGCUUGUUAUGAAUGUACAAA